Messenger RNA from Entamoeba dispar SAW760, 1230 nucleotides. RefSeq lists its product as uncharacterized. The record is from RefSeq and is a predicted model, not a curated record. Lineage: Eukaryota; Evosea; Mastigamoebida; Endamoebidae. The transcript has a single exon. Bases 1 to 1230 code for a protein of 409 amino acids.
AUGAAUAAUGAAAAAUCUCAUUCAGAAGUAAGUCGGAAUGAAGCUGGCACAGUGAUGUUUCAAGAAUUAACCCAACAAUCUGAAAAUUUGAUAAAUGAACCUUUAGUAAAUGUUGUUCCUCAAAUCAUUUCAGUAAAUAAAGAUUAUGAAACACAAGAAAUAAAUGGAAAUUUACAAUUAAAAGAAUUUAAUGAAGAAUUAGAAACACAACAUACUCCUCAAACAAAAUAUUCUUCUAGUAUAUUAACAAAUACUAACCAACCAACCACACCUCAAAUUAUAACAACAAAUAUAUUAAAUACAAAUAAAGAUGGAAUAUAUGAAGGACUUCCAAAAGUAGGAAUAAAUAAUCAAAUUAAUACAUCAAGAAUCAUAGAUGGUAGAUUAUUAGUUUCAGAUUUAAAUAGUCCAAUAGUUACAACAUCAAUUGAAUCUUCGAUGAUGAAAAAACCAAGAAAAGUGGAGAAACGUAUUAAUCAUAUUUAUACUAAAGAACAAAAAACAAAAUUAAGAGAUUUAUUCCGUAAACAUGGAGCAAAUUGGAAAAUGGUUAAAUAUGCAUUAGAAACAGGUAUUAAAGAAGAUUAUUGUCGUAGAUUAAUUAAUUCAAUUAAACGAGGAGAUGAUAUUACAACAAAGAAAAAAAGAGGACCUCCUGCAAAACAUUCUGUAGAAUUAAUACGAGAAAUUAUUGAAGAAGUUAAAAUUAGAGGGAAAAGUACAAGAGAAGCAUCAAAACAAUUAAAAGUAUCACCUUCAUCAAUUUGUAGAUAUAUGAAAAAACAAGAAGCAAGAGAAAUUUAUGAAAGAAUUCAAGAAGCAAAUAAUAGAAAUAAUAAUAAUUUAAAUUUAAAUGAAAUAGAUACAGAAUCACCACAUUUAAUACCAAUAGUUGAAAAUGGAUUAGGAAUUGGUUCUGAAACACAAAUUUCUCAAAAUCAAAUUCCAAGUAUUAGACAAGCAGAACAAAUUAAUUUAAAUAAUCAAAUAAGUGUUUCUGAAAUUGGAAAUAAUAGUCAAGUUUCUAUAAACCCAAAACUUAUAGAAAUGAGUAUGAAUGGAAUUUCAUUAGGAAUACAUUCACUAACUGGAGUAAUUAAUGAUCCAAACACCAUUCAAACUAUUGAAAUUCCACCUCAAGAAAUAAAUGUAAAACCUAAUGAAAAAGAAGGAGUUGGAAUAAAAGAAGAAGAAGAAGAAAAUGGUACAGUAAUAGAAAUAGCAUUAUAA